Entamoeba invadens IP1 is the source of this 1044-nucleotide messenger RNA. RefSeq lists its product as hypothetical. NCBI's taxonomy places the organism in Eukaryota, Evosea, Mastigamoebida, Endamoebidae. The record is from RefSeq and is a predicted model, not a curated record. The transcript has a single exon. The annotation marks the transcript as partial.
GGACAAAACUUCACUAAUGUUUCUCUGUUAUACAGUGCGUCGCAGCAAAUGGUGAAGAACAAGACGGAAAUCAUCGAUAUUUCUCAUGACUUGAUUGGAAUCUUAGAAAAGAUAAUAGAUCUGGAGAAGAAGGAAAAGCAAAUGAUCGAGUCGAAGCAACGGGAUAUUAUCGAUUGCAUCGGGAGUAAUCUUGCCGAGAUCAGAGACGCAUAUCACAUGAAAUGUGACUCUCGCGACUAUGAGAAGUACAACGACAAGAAACCUAGACCGCGAGAGGAUGAAGAUUACAAACGAAAAGAAGUGAGAGAUGACUGGAGAGAUGAAAGAGAGAGAAGAUACGAACGUCGUGAUGGGGGAUAUGAUGAUGGAAGAGAUAAUCACCGAGGCGAUUAUAAGGACGAUCGGAGAGACGACAGAAGAGAAAGAACUGAGAGACGGGAUGAUAGCAACCAAGGAAGUAAAUUAUCAAUUGGUUUUGAGACGAGAGAUAAAUUCAGACAAUUUUUUUCAAGUGCGAGGAGUAUUGUUGAGGCGGAACUCGUAGCGAUGUUGGAAAAGAAGUCAAAGGAAGGAGUAGUGUUGUACGACACGGAUAAGGAUGGGUGGGAUAUGAACAACUUUGUGAACAAAGUGAACGGAAAAAGUCAAAUUGCCUUCACUGUAUUUGACCAAUCUGGACACCUUUUUGGGGUGUUUAUUUAUGAACAAGUCAAAAGAGGGGAGUGGAUCGAUGAUUUCAGAAUUUUCAUGUUUUCGUAUCAGCAGGGGACUGGCAAACCACUGUUCUAUUCGGGUUUGAAACAGGCUGGAAAUGGUGGAACUGAUGGGUCGAAAAUUUUCAAGUUGGGAGACAAUAGUGCGAAUUACUUUUUCCAAGUGGCGGAUUUAUUUUCAUUGCAGAACAGAAGAGAUGUGAAGGAGAGUUUCAUACGCGGGGAUAUCGACAAUGUGUUUUAUUCAUCGAACGCCAAAGCAUUCUGUGGACACGUGUUUCCUGAUAUGUUCGAACCAACAAGAGUUUUGGCCCUUCAGACGAAAAUUUGA